UUAAUGACAGUGACAUGACACGUCAUUCUUCUUUUUCCAUCAAAAAUAUUAUAACGGAUUGGUUAUUUACUUAUGAGAGAUUCCAACCUAACAUUAAAAAUGACCGAAACUGAAAUUUUCCAAAUUUUGUUGAAGGGCGAAAUCGAUAUAGAUUUCCCUAAACAACGAAGCGAAGCGAUUAAUGUAAUUGCUGAAAAAUUGACUGAUAUAAUUUACGAAUCUUAUCAAAACGGAUCUAAUAAUAGUACUACUAACAAUAGGAUCAAAACUCUAAAAUUCAUUAAUAAAAUUUGUCAAAUUCGAUUGCACCAUUCUUAUGAAAAUUAUAUGAAAUGCUCGUUAAAGGAAAUCAAAAAAUCAUUUGAUACAGUUGAAAGCGAAGUUAUGAUAAACUUCAACAAAAAUAUAGCCGAUGAUUUAAAGAAGUAUAGAGACAAUGUGUUUUAUAAAAAUGUGGAUGAGUACUAUACGAGGAAGAUCGAGAAAGAAAAAGCGUACGCUAGGAAAAGAGGAAUGAUAGACGAAGAUAUGCGAGAGAAACUUGGAAAAAAGUAUCAUAUGCAAGUGAGGAAAAAAUAUUCAUUCGGAACGAACAAAAAACAUUUAAAAAAAUUAUUAGAAAGUGAAUCUUGUGAUAACCAAAAAAAUGAGGAAGACGUCUGUGAUAGCGACAAGAUCGUUAAAUUGGGUUAUACAAUGCUCAAUUUAGGGAAAAUGGAUAUUUUGGAAAGGAUAAUACAAUGGAUUUCUUAUGUUGACAAGUUUAAUGAGUCGGAAAGAAAAUUUUUGCGAUAUAUUUGGACGUCACAAAUAUGUUCAGUUGAUAUUUUCAUUGAAAAGAAUCUCGAUAUUUUUUAUUUUAUCAUAGAAGAAACUCUAUUGAAAUGCACAACUCAUUUGUUAGGUUUGGAGCAAGAAGAAGAUAUCAGAAGAUAUUUGUCGGAGCUGGAAAAUGAAUGCAGCUUUAGGAGAAUUAAAAAAAUCUGCGGUGUUCAUUUGAAUUGUCAAUUGAAGCUUCGAACUCUAUUAUAUGAAUUAUAUUGUAUGAGUUUUUGUAACGCGAAUGUACUAAAACUUUGUGAAUUGAUUAAAUAAUUGUAUUGAAUUGUAAUAUGGUUUCCCUGACAACCCUCUGGUAGUUUGAUCAAUGAAAUUUUUUAUUUUUUAGACUAAAAAUGUUGGAUCUUGGAAAACGAAUCGGUGGGCCUUUUCUAACAAAGA
Diorhabda sublineata is the source of this 1221-nucleotide messenger RNA. RefSeq lists its product as uncharacterized. The transcript has 3 exons. The record is from RefSeq and is a predicted model, not a curated record. Bases 73 to 1095 code for a protein of 340 amino acids. NCBI's taxonomy places the organism in Eukaryota, Metazoa, Arthropoda, Insecta, Coleoptera, Chrysomelidae.